Messenger RNA from Miscanthus lutarioriparius, 426 nucleotides. Lineage: Eukaryota; Viridiplantae; Streptophyta; Magnoliopsida; Poales; Poaceae. The record is from the annotation of a GenBank genome assembly.
AUGGGAGCUGGUGACCGUGACCUCAAGAGGAAAGAAGCGAGCGUGUCGGAGAGGAAAGAGGCGAACGUGUUGGAGACGGAGAGCGGUGACGACAACCUCAAGAAGAUCCAGGCGAUGCCUCUUUUGGCGACUAAGCCGGCCACGGCCGGGGCCGGGAAGAAGAGGAAGAAGCUUGUCAAGACAAGACUACCGCAGGAGCUCGUCGACGAAAUCAUGACGAGGCCCGUGACGCCCUUCCCGGUGAUCCCUGAUGAGUUGGUGGCCGAGUUCUCUGAGGAGUGCCGAGCAGCCUUUGCAAUGCAGAAAGCUGACAUUGAGGAGCUGAUGGCCGUCGACGCCGACAUCAUCAGGCAGUACAAAGACAACGGCUGCGCGGAGGUGGAAGAGGAGGUCACCGACAAUGAGGAGGGGAAGGUGGAGGAUUAG